Zychaea mexicana is the source of this 1097-nucleotide messenger RNA. RefSeq lists its product as uncharacterized. Gene Ontology annotation, biological process: regulation of transcription by RNA polymerase II. Gene Ontology annotation, cellular component: transcription regulator complex; PcG protein complex. The record is from RefSeq and is a predicted model, not a curated record. NCBI's taxonomy places the organism in Eukaryota, Fungi, Mucoromycota, Mucoromycetes, Mucorales, Lichtheimiaceae. The transcript is spliced from 3 exons. Gene Ontology annotation, molecular function: RNA polymerase II cis-regulatory region sequence-specific DNA binding; DNA-binding transcription factor activity, RNA polymerase II-specific. Bases 142 to 918 code for a protein of 258 amino acids.
CUUUUCUUUAUAUUUGAUAGCACAUUCUGCCCUCUGUUCCUCUUUAUAACGUAUAAACACCUUCCAAACAAACGAAACGAACAAAGUUCAACAACAACAACAACAACAACAACAACACCAUCCACUCUCUCUAUUGGCUACAUGAUGAAGGUUGCUCAGUUGCUCUACAUGACAGAUCGACGCUACGUAUGUGGAUGGCACGACUGUCAAAAAUCGUUCGUCAGGCGCAGUGACUUUCAACGCCACGAACGAAUCCAUACCGGCGAGCGCCCGUACCGCUGCGACUGGCCCGGGUGCAACAAGCAGUUCAUACAACGCAGUGCUAAAAAUGUACACCGACGUACACACACUGGUGAAAGGCCACACGUCUGUGAAAUCGAAACGUGCCAACGUUCCUUUAGUGAUUCAUCAUCAUUGGCACGCCAUCGUCGAGUUCAUAGCGGCUUUCGUCCGUACACUUGUAAAGUCUGUCAAAAGACAUUUACGCGGAAAACCACAUUAUCCAGACAUGAGCAAUAUCACAACAGCAGUAGCAGUAGUAGCAGUAGUAGCAGCCAUGUUCCAGUAGGAUGUUCUUCUUUUCCCGCAGUGGCAACCAUCUACAACAAUAACAACAACAACUACGCCGCAUCAUUCGCCGAAACAGAAGAUAUCUGUGGCGAUUCACUGAUUCCAGCAUCUCCAACGACACUAUCAAGGGCCAUUCCUACGCCAACAUCUACAUCAGCAUUGAUAUCUAAUAAUAGCAACAACAGAAAUCUAUCAACCACCAUACCGUCUGCGUCAUCAUCAUCGCUACCACCAAGCCCACCACGGAGAUCGGCUUUUACGCCAGUCGGCAAUGCAAACGUAUUGCCACCUCCUUUUCAUCAGUACCAUCACUACAGUAGCAACAGCGACCGUCGCCUAGCAGCAUAGUCGCUUGUGUCCUAGUACAGCAAUAUAUUACUCUUAUUAUCAUUAUUAUCAUUGACCGAUUAAUCUCCCUCACUGUGUAUAUAUCCUUUGGCUGGCUUUAUUUUUACAUCCUCCUCCCGGCCCCAUCACGCCUAAAUAUAUAACCUUAACCAAUAAAAAAUUCCUCUCACACCUUUUCU